UAAGAUGGGAAUUCUGACUAGCUCGAUUUUGUCUCUUAGAAAUGGAGUCUGAGGAUAUAAGUGGCAGGGAGUUGACAAUUGAUUCCAUCAUGAACAAAGUGAGAGACAUUAAAAAUAAGUUUAAGCAUGAAGACCUGACUGAUGAGCUGAGUUUGAAUAAAGUCUCUACUGAUACCACAGAUAAUUCGGGGACUGUUAACCAAAUUAUGAUGAUGGCAAAUAACCCAGAGGACUGGCUGAAUUUGUUGCUCAAACUGGAGAAAAACAGUGUCCCCCUAAGUGAUGCUCUUUUAAAUAAGCUGAUUGGUCGUUACAGUCAAGCAAUUGAAGCACUUCCUCCAGAUAAAUAUGGCCAAAAUGAAAGUUUUGCUCGAAUUCAAGUGAGAUUUGCUGAAUUAAAAGCCAUUCAGGAACCCGAUGAUGCCCGAGACUACUUUCAGAUGGCCAGGGCAAACUGCAAGAAAUUUGCCUUCGUGCAUGUAUCUUUUGCACAGUUUGAACUAUCACAAGGUAAUUUCAAAAAGAGUAAACAACUUCUUCAGAAAGCCAUAGAACGUGGAGCAGUACCACUAGAAAUGCUGGAAAUUGCCCUACGGAAUUUAAACCUCCAAAAAAAGCAGCUACUUUCAGAGGAGGAAAAAAAUAAUUUAUCAGCAUCUACAGCAUUAAAUGCCCAAGAAUCAUUCUCCAGUUCCCUUGGACAUUCACAGAAUAGGAACCUUGGUUGUGAUUCCAGAGGCCAGGCUGCUAAAGCCAGGUUUUCAUAUGGAGAGAACAUGCCCCCACAAGAUGCAGAAAUAGGUCAUCGGAAUCCCUUGAAACAAAGCAACAAAACUAAACGGUCAUGCCCAUUUGGAAGAGUUCCAGUUAACCUUCUAAAUAGCCCAGAUUGUGAUAUGAAGACAGAUGGUUCAGCUGCUCCAAGUUUGAUAAAAAGACAGACCGCUAAACCAGAAUGCCGGAAUUUGGUUGUCCCUGGAUCCAAAUCAAGUGGAAAUGAUGCUAGCGAAUUGAGAAACUUGAAGUCUGUUCAAAAUAUUCAUUCCAAAGAAACUCUGGUGUCAGAUGAAAAGAGUUCUGAACUUACUACUGAUUCAAUAACACUGAAGAAUAAAAUAGAACCAAGUCUUCUAACUAGAUUAGAAGAAGCGAAAGUGCACCAAGAACCAAAGGUUCCAGAGAGUCACCAGAAACAGUGGCAAUCCAAAAGGACGUCGGAAUGCGUGAGCCAGAAUCCAGUUGCGUCCUCAAAUCCGUGGCAGAUUCCAGAGCUAACUCCAAAGGUUGAUACAGAGCAGAAACAUACCAUUUUUGAGCAACCUGUCCUUCCAGUUUCAAAACAGUCACCACCAGUAUCAGCACCGAAGUGGUUUGAUCCAAAAUCUAUUUGUAAGACACCGAGCAGCAAUACCUUAGAUGAUUACAUGAGCUGCUUUAGAACUCCAGUGGUAAAGAACGACUUUCCGCCUGCUGGCCAGCUGUCCACACCUUUCGGCCACCUUGCCUGCCUCCCGCAGCCACAGCAACAGACCCCGGCGACGCCACUUCAGAGCUUACAGAUUUCGGCAUCCUUGUCAACAAAUGAGUGCAUUUCAGUUAAAGGAAGAAUUUAUUCCAUAUUAAAGCAGAUAGGAAGUGGAGGUUCAAGUAAGGUAUUCCAGGUGUUGAAUGAAAAGAAACAGAUAUAUGCUAUAAAAUAUGUGAACUUAGAAGAAGCAGAUAAUCAAACUAUUGAUAGUUACCGGAACGAAAUAGCUUAUUUGAAUAAACUACAACAACACAGUGAUAAGAUCAUCCGACUUUAUGAUUAUGAAAUCACAGAUCAGUACAUCUACAUGGUAAUGGAGUGUGGAAAUAUUGAUCUUAACAGUUGGCUUAAAAAGAAAAAAUCCAUCAAUCCAUGGGAACGCAAGAGUUACUGGAAAAAUAUGUUGGAGGCAGUUCACACAAUACAUCAACAUGGCAUUGUUCACAGCGAUCUGAAACCUGCUAACUUUCUGAUUGUUGAUGGAAUGCUAAAGCUAAUUGAUUUUGGGAUCGCAAACCAGAUGCAACCAGAUACAACAAGUAUUGUUAAAGAUUCUCAGGUUGGCACGGUGAAUUAUAUGCCACCAGAAGCAAUCAAAGAUAUGUCUUCCUCAAGGGAAAACGGGAAAUCGAAGUCAAAGAUCAGCCCCCAAAGCGAUGUUUGGUCCUUAGGAUGCAUUUUGUACUAUAUGACCUAUGGAAAAACACCAUUUCAGCAUAUAGUUAAUCAGAUUUCUAAGUUGCAUGCCAUAAUCGACCCUAAUCAUGAAGUUGAAUUUCCUGAUAUCCCAGAGAAGGAUCUGCAAGAUGUGUUAAAGCGUUGUUUAAUAAGGAACCCUAAGCAGAGGAUAUCCAUUCCUGAGCUCUUGGCGCAUCCCUAUGUCCAAAUUCAAACUCAUCGAGAUCAUCAAAUGGCUAAAGGAACCACUGAAGAAAUGAAGUAUGUUCUGGGCCAACUUGUUGGUCUGAAUUCUCCGAACUCCAUUCUGAAGGCUGCUAAAACUUUAUAUGAACACUACAGUGGUGGUGAAAGUCACGAUUCUUCAGCAUCCAAGACUUUUGGAAAAAAAUAACUGCAGCUCCUCACAAAUUGUCAAAUAACACCUAUAAACUAUAUUGGACUGUUCUACUCUCAAUUUCCUGUGGAAACUCACUCUUGAAGACUUCACUGUGAAAUGUUA
This is a messenger RNA of Carlito syrichta (Philippine tarsier), 2708 nucleotides long. It is a transcript of the gene TTK, whose product is annotated as TTK protein kinase. Lineage: Eukaryota; Metazoa; Chordata; Mammalia; Primates; Tarsiidae. Gene Ontology annotation, cellular component: spindle; kinetochore; nucleus. The record is from RefSeq and is a predicted model, not a curated record. Gene Ontology annotation, biological process: meiotic spindle assembly checkpoint signaling; protein localization to kinetochore; chromosome segregation. The coding region runs from base 42 to 2600 and encodes 852 amino acids. The transcript has 21 exons. Gene Ontology annotation, molecular function: protein binding; ATP binding; protein serine/threonine kinase activity.